GCGCGCGUUUCGGCGGGUUCCGUUAAAAUGGCGCCCUUCUUGCCGGCGCUGCCCGCGGGGCCUUAGCCGGUGGGGGAGCCGGGAGCCCGCGGGGCCGGCGCGGGCAGCCCCAGGCGAGUAUGGCGACCCCGGACCAGAAGUCGCCCAACGUCCUGCUGCAGAGCUUGUGCUGCCGGAUCUUGGGCAGGAGCGAAGCCGAUGUGGCCCAGCAGUUCCAGUAUGCCGUGCGCGUCAUUGGCAGCAACUUUGCCCCAACUGUCGAAAGAGAUGAAUUUCUAGUAGCUGAAAAAAUCAAGAAAGAACUGACGCGGCAGAGACGAGAGGCGGACGCGGCGCUGUUCUCAGAACUCCACAGGAAGCUGCACUCCCAGGGAGUUUUGAAAAACAAAUGGUCAAUUCUCUACCUCCUGCUAAGCCUCAGUGAAGACCCACGCAGGCAGCCGAGCAAGGUCUCCAGCUAUGCCACGCUAUUCGCUCAGGCGUUACCACGCGAUGCCCACUCCACGCCCUACUACUACGCCCGGCCUCAGACCCUGCCCCUGAACUACCAGGAGCGCAGCGCCCCGUCGGCCCAGAGCUCGGGCAGCCUGGGCAGCAGUGGCAUCAGCAGCAUCGGCGUGCACACCCUCAACGGCCCGACCCCGCCGCCCCCGUCCCUGCUCCCGGGACAGUCUCACCCGGGCCCGGGGACGGGCGACUGUCUCCGGCAGCAGCUGGGCGCCCGUCUGGCAUGGACGUUGACUGCAAGCCAGCCUUCCUUACAAACCACUACCUCCAAAGGCGUCCCCAGCGCGGCUUCCCGCAACGUGACGCGGCCGCGGAGAGACGGGGAUACGGGUGGUGCUGUGGAGGUCACUGAGGCAGCCCUUGUCAGAGACAUCCUGUACGUCUUCCAGGGCAUAGAUGGCAGGAACGUCAAGAUGAGCGCUGCUGACAACUGUUACAAAGUGGAGGGAAAGGCAAAUCUGAACAAAUCCUUGAGGGAUACGGCUAUGAGGCUGGCUGAGUUGGGGUGGCUGCACAAUAAAAUCAGAAAGUACACUGACCAGAGAAGUCUGGACCGUUCAUUUGGACUUGUUGGCCAGAGCUUCUGUGCGGCCUUGCACCAGGAACUCAAGGAGUACUACCGGUUACUCUCCGUUCUGCACUCCCAACUGCAGUUGGAGGAUGAUCAGGGUGUGAAUUUGGGCCUCGAGAGCAGCUUGACGCUCCGGCGCCUCCUGGUGUGGACCUACGACCCCAAGAUAAGACUGAAGACCCUGGCGGCCCUGGUGGACCACUGCCAAGGAAGGAAGGGAGGCGAGCUGGCCUCAGCCGUCCACGCCUACACCAAGACGGGGGACCCGUCCAUGCGGUCGCUGGUGCAGCACAUCCUCAGCCUGGUGUCACAUCCUGUCCUGAGCUUCCUGUACCGCUGGAUCUACGACGGCGAGCUGGAGGACACGCACCACGAGUUCUUCGUGGCGUCGGAUCCGACUGUGAAGACGGACCGGCUGUGGCAUGACAAAUACACGCUGCGCACGUCCAUGAUCCCAUCCUUCAUGACGAUGGACCAGUCCCGGAAGGUCCUUCUGAUAGGAAAGUCGAUAAAUUUCCUGCACCAGGUGUGUCACGACCAGACCCCCCCCACGAAGAUGAUCGCCGUGACCAGGUCUGCGGAGUCCCUGCAGGACGCUGCAGACUUAUUCACAGAUUUGGAAAAUGCGUUUCAGGGGAAAAUUGACGCAGCUUAUUUUGAGACCAGCAAGUAUCUCCUGGACGUCCUGAACAGGAAGUACAGCCUGCUGGACCACAUGCAGGCCGUGCGUCGGUACCUGCUGCUCGGCCAGGGGGACUUCAUCCGGCACCUGAUGGAUUUGCUCAAGCCAGAGCUUGCCCGUCCGGCUACGACUCUGUACCAGCACAACUUGACUGGAAUUCUGGAGACCGCCGUCAGAGCCACCAACGCCCAGUUUGACAGCCCAGAGAUCCUCAAGCGACUGGACGUGAGGCUGCUGGAGGUCUCUCCGGGGGACACUGGCUGGGACGUGUUCAGCCUGGACUACCAUGUGGACGGCCCCAUCGCCACUGUGUUCACUCGAGAGUGCAUGAGCCACUACCUGCGGGUGUUCAACUUCCUGUGGAGGGCCAAGCGGAUGGAGUACAUCCUCACGGACAUCCGGAAGGGGCACAUGUGCAACGCCAAGCUCCUGAGAAACUUGCCAGAGUUCUCCGGGGUGCUGCACCACUGCCACAUCCUGGCGUCCGAGAUGGUCCACUUCAUCCACCAGAUGCAGUAUUACAUCACUUUUGAGGUGCUUGAGUGCUCCUGGGACGAGCUGUGGAACCAGGUGCGGCAGGCGCAGGACUUGGACCACAUCAUCGCCGCGCACGAGGCCUUCCUGGGCACCGUCAUCUCCCGCUGCCUGCUGGACGCCGACUCCAGGGCUCUUCUCAACCAGCUGAGAGCCGUGUUCGACCAGAUCAUUGAGCUUCAGAGCACGCAGGAUGCCAUCUGCAGGGCCGCUCUGGAGGAGUUGCAGAGACGCCUGCAGUUUGAGGACAAGAAGAAGCAGCGGGAAGCUGAGGGCCAGUGGGGCGUGACAGCAGCAGAGGAGGAGCAAGAGAACCAGAGGGUCCAGGAGUUCCGGGAGUCCAUCCCGAAGAUGUGCUCCCAGCUGCGAAUUCUGACCCAUUUCUACCAGGGCGUGGUGCAGCAGUUCCUGGUGCUGCUGACGACCAGCCCCGAUGAGAGCCUGCGCUUCCUGAGCUUCAGGCUGGACUUCAACGAGCAUUACCGUGCACGGGAGCCACGGCUGCGUGUCUCCCUGGGCGCCCGAGGCCGGCGCAGCUCCCACACCUGAGGCCCAGCCGCGGGGUGGCCGCUGGGGCGUCAUCACGGGAACGUCACAUGGCCUCCGGGAUGGCCUGCUGCCCUCAGCCCCGCCGGCCGGCUCGGCCAGAGGAAGGGCGUGCUUCUAGAUGGCGAAGCUGACCGUGUUUGUGACGUCACUAAGUUAAACAGGCUGGCUUGCACUAUCCGAAUUUAUUUUUUAAAGUCUUCAUAUGUAAAAGAUACCAUACUUUGAGGCCUCUUAAGCCCUCCACAGUAUGAUUUAUAUUUGUCACUUUUUAAAAGAUCACACUUUCUUUUAGAGAAAAUUAAGGCGAUGGAUAUUUAUCAGUUGAGAUGGUAAUGUCAUUGCUAUUUUUUUAACAUCCUCUUUAGAGGCAGUUUUUGUUAAUAUAACCAAAUUAAAUUGAAAUCUAACGUCCCUACUAAGGAAAUAUAGAGAGCAUUUUAUUUUGGUUUUUAGUGUUGUAAAAUAUUAACCUAAGGACCUUUCUAUCAGUGCGUUUACACGUUAUUGUUUUUUUCUCUUCCUUCAAAGUUUACAUUUUUGUAUCAUUUACUCUCAGAUAACUUGGGAAAUAGUGUAGAAAAGGGCAGAGUCCUGACGCCUCAGUUCCUUGUACCAUCAGCUGAAGCAUGAUGUAAAUAUGGAUGCUUGGAAAGUUAAUGAAGUACUUUAUUUUCAGGAUUCUGAUAAGCAUUGGAAAGAAAUUGUCUUGAAUAAUGAAGAUUUCCUUUUUCCUUGCCUAUUUUUUCAUUGUAAAUAUUUAUAUACUGCUGCCCAGAUGUUGGGGGGACAUUUUUUGUAAAAAUGUCAUAUCAAGUCACAUAAAUCUGCCUUUAUUAUGUUGCGUAAGUAGACAAUUAAAAGCAAUUAUCUUUCA
This is a messenger RNA of Dama dama (fallow deer), 3717 nucleotides long. It is a transcript of the gene TUBGCP3, whose product is annotated as tubulin gamma complex component 3. Gene Ontology annotation, cellular component: spindle pole; gamma-tubulin small complex; equatorial microtubule organizing center. Bases 120 to 2843 code for a protein of 907 amino acids. The record is from RefSeq and is a predicted model, not a curated record. Gene Ontology annotation, molecular function: gamma-tubulin binding; microtubule minus-end binding. NCBI's taxonomy places the organism in Eukaryota, Metazoa, Chordata, Mammalia, Artiodactyla, Cervidae. Gene Ontology annotation, biological process: meiotic cell cycle; microtubule nucleation; cytoplasmic microtubule organization. The transcript is spliced from 22 exons.